GCUCCAGUCAGCGCCGAGCACAAUACUGUCACUUUACGUGGGUAUGGACUUUUCAGCCACGAUGGGGAGUUUUCAUAUUCAUGCAAAACAAGUUUAUGAGUCUGUCUUUGCCUGAACAAUAGCUCUAAAGUGACCAAACAAUCUGUGCGACGCGUUAACGGUUUGUAUCUCCGCAAGCUUUUUAUUCAGGAUGUCAGGUUUCUUGAAAAGCCGGUAACGAUACAAAGUGAGUUUGCUGAAUGUUCAGCAUCACACAAAAGGGAUCUGCGACGGAGUUAAGCGAUUUAGACAAGUGUCAUUUCGCUUCUGAAUGUUCUAAAGAAACAUCGAGGGGCAUUUUUUAUUUUGCGUGUUUAACAACAUGGAACAUUUAGCAGCAGAGUGCCUUGUGUCUAUGUCCAGCCGUGCAAUUGUUCACGGUCCUAAAGGGAACAGGGAGAUCCGACCCGAAACUGCGGCUGCACCAAGGAAUGGAGAAGAGACCAAGGAAGCGCUUGUGAAGGACAACUCUUCUCUUUUUGUCGUGGCACGAAUUCUGGCGGAUUUCAAUCAGCAGAGCCCCACUAAUUUCGCCGAGCAGGCAAAAACAAAAGACGAGAGCGCACCACCAACCCCAACGCGAGAGGAUGGAAACUCUGCCACACCUACCGCCGUCCCUGCCGACUCUGCCCUUAAACAAAGAGGCAAGCGAUGGAGGGCUCGUACUGAACAGGAGUCCCCGCAGAAAAAGCACAAAUGCCACUAUUCUGGCUGCGAAAAAGUUUAUGGCAAAUCGUCACAUCUCAAAGCUCACCUAAGGACACAUACAGGAGAACGACCCUUCCCGUGCACCUGGCCCGACUGCAGUAAGAAAUUUGCUCGCUCGGAUGAGUUGGCACGCCAUUACCGCACACAUACAGGAGAAAAGAAGUUCGGCUGCCCACUGUGUGACAAGCGCUUCAUGCGGAGCGACCACCUGAUGAAGCAUGCUCGCCGCCACUCCGACUUUCAGCCAGCCAUGCUGAAGAGGCAGCAAGGAGGCAGCGGCCCGUUGAACGUAGCGAGCAGCACACGGCCCGGAUCGCUGAGCGACUACAGCCGCUCGGAUGCCUCCAGCCCCACACUCAGCCCCACACUCAGCCCAGCCAACUCGCCUUAAACCCACCUGCACUUUCUGCCCUCUGCCCCCUGCAGCUCAUUGCUGUUUUUUUAACUCAACUUUUUUCUGUCAAAAGUAGUGAUGUUGCACACUUGUUAGCCACCACCUCUCUUUGCUAACCCUUUUGCUUGCUGUGGUGUACUCUACUGUACAUAACUGCUUCCUGUAGUGCAAUUGUUUUCUCACCAACUUCAUAAAAGAGAAAAGUAGAAAACAGAGAAGAAAAAUGCCUUUUCCAGAUGGCAAUAUUUACAUGAUGUAACAUAUGUCUGUAUUUUUUAUAGCCUCUGGCCACAGCCAGUUUCCAUUGUAUUUUUGUUGCUCCCCUUUUGAUCAAAUCUGUUCAAGUGAACAAAAAUUUAGACACAAUUAACAGGUUUAAUUUUUUUGUUCUCUCUUUUUAUUUAUGACGGGUUGGGGGAGUGGCGCACACACACACCUCAGGACUCUAGACAGUUGUUUUUCUUUCUCUCUCUCUCCUUUAAUAUUCACACUGACUGCACAAUACAAGCAUCACUUUACUCUGAAAUUCAACAAGGGUUGAAUUUUUUGCCCUGCUCAGGGAUGGCCUUGUUAGCUUGAAAGAAUGAACAUGAAGAGAAAACAUACAAAAAACAGCCUUACACACAACACAAAAAAAUGCACUCUUCCUUUUGUCUUUUUUUUAUUGGUUUUCACAUCAUUUGAAACUAGUACUAGAUUUAACAGUCAUAAAAUCUCAAUAUCUGAUCUGGCUGUAAGACGUGGUACCCCAGCUUUGGGUCUACAAUGGAGUAGAAGUCAUUGUGUAUUUUGACUGGAAGUAAUUCUUUUUGUUUUUAACAUUGCUAUCUCUAAGACUCUUUUUCCCACAAAACAGAGGGUUUUUCUGGAUAGGUCCUCAUCAUACAGGCAAUGUUAUAUGUUGUAGUGGCAUAAAUCCCAUUUUCUUGGUCUAGAUCUGACUUGUUCAAAUCUGCAUGAAGAGGAAAAAUUAUUUUAAAUCAGAUUUAAGCCACUAUUGUAUGUAAUCCAUGUGUGUGUGCAUGUGUGUAUGUGUGUGUGGUCAAACAACAGUGAGUCAGAUUCUAAUCUUUUUUAUUUUAUUUUAUUUAUUAAUUUUUUUUACAUCACACUUUACUGCACAUGCAUAUAUACCUUUGUGGCUCAAUUAUGGUGGAUUGUCCUCAUGAUGUUAUUGAUUUCAUAAUUAUGUGCAUGUGCCACAUUUCAGGGCAGAGCUUUGUUCACACAGUAUGGACAGACGUAGCUCUCUUAUAAACAAGGUGAAAAAUCAAGAUUUAAAGCAUUAAGCUUGUAGUGUGAACAGAGCUCAUGAAAAUCUCUACAUUGAGUCAAUGUAGGUGAUAAAACUGUCAUUACAUGCACCACCUUCCCAAUGAGGAGACUAAAUCCCACUGCUCUCCUUACAGGACUGAACCAAAUCCCCAAAAUGUGGAGGAUAAAGUUUCAAAGCAGCAGCACUGCAUCAUAAAGACUGCACAUGCAUCAGCUUCAGGUUUUUCCACAAUAGUACAGGUUUAACACACAAAGCAAGGGACCUGGAUUCCUUUUUUUUUGUAUGUUUGUUUGUUUUGUCUUUUUUUUUUGUUGAUUUUUUUUAAGGAAAAGAGAGUAAAAAGAAAAGCACACAAGAAUAAACCACCAAAGACUAGAAGGUGUAAAGGUGAGAAUAGGAAAGCUUUUCUGCCAGUGAUAUCCAGAGCUGGGGGAAGGGAGAUACAUUGGCAGUCUCAGGUAACAACAGAUGCCUCGGCUGCGUGACCUUACCCACCUCACUCACUGCCACCUGCCGCUUAGGAAACGGCUAUGUUCAAAAGUAGGCUGUUCAUAGCAUGUGGGAGAGUCACUGCAAUGGCAAUAUCUUCAGCAUGCCUCUCUCACUCCUCCUAGAACAAGGCAGACAGUGAGAGGAUGGAUGAAGUGCUGAAGGGUUUCCCCAGGGUCUUUACUCUGGCAGACUAAAUGUAGCCUAGAAGCCUGCAGGUCUGUAGAGAGGAGUAAGCUGGAAACUGGGCUGGGUUGCUGGGGCAGUAAUGGGAGAUUGAAGCUUGCCUAAAGAACAAAAGCAGCACUCUGGACAAGGCAGGAAAGAAAAGUGCUGACCCCAAGGGAGCCAGAUAAAGACAUGGGCUUUAUCAUAAGCUGAACAGUUCAGCAGAAGAGACAGCCAGUCAGCUUUCCCCUCUGCCUCCCCUCUGGAACGCAGACCUCCACUCCCAUGCAUGCUGCCUCUCUUCCUGCCCACCCGCUAAGCGCUAAUGGAAGAAGGAGCAUCCCAUCAUCUAUCAGUGUUUUGCAAAUGGCGCAGGGUUGUGGAUCUCAUUUGAUUGGAUGCCAUCAAAAUUUCAGGACACUGGAUUUAAGAAGAAAGCAAGUAGUUAAGGCAUUGUGAACAGAGAGAAUGCUUAUGGUAACAAUUAAAAUUUCAAGCAUAUCCUGUUCUGAUCUGGAGUUCUAUAUCCUUGGAGAAGAAAAGAAUGAUAAAUUUACUGUUUUUUCCAAUACUAAGACCUUCCAGACUUUACUCAGACACAUCUUUCUCUUUUCUUUGAAAGGCUGCCUUAAAGACAGUUGUAUAGAUCAGAAUAAACUGAUAAGACAAGACAGCACAGCUGUAAGACUCUACAGACUUUUUUAAGUUCCGGACCUCUACACAGACUUCUUUACUGUCGCAGAGACACUGAUCGAAACAAUCAGUGUUGCUGCUAAACACAUUACCUCAAUAUACCAUUACAGCAGCUGCUUUCAAACUUGAUCCUCAUUGAACAGGGGGCAUUAGACUCAUGAAAUACUGUUGCUACCAAAUCCAUGCAGUAACAAAUACAUAUCAUUUAAGCAAACAGCAGUUUACCGUCCUUUGCUUGCUGAAGCUUGGGAAGAUGAAGUACCUAUGUGAGAAAGCGGACUUAUGUUUCUAAAAGCCAUUCCUCACAGUUAUGCCUCAUCAGCUCAGGCCAGAAGCUUACAAAACCUGCCAUGCAUAGAGGCACCACUGUCUAAACUAUUUUGGCACUUGCCUCUCUCUCUCUCUCUCUCUCUCUCUCUCUCUCUCUCUCUCUCUCUCUCUCUCUCUCUCUCUCUCACACACACACACACACCUUCACUUACACACGGAUGCAUAUACUCUCGCUUCACACUUUCACAUACUCUGUUAUCCUUGUCUUACUUAUCAUGCACAUGCUUAUUCCCAUUGACUCUUAUCACCUCACAGAGGGAGAUGCGACUAGGGCACUAUGGCUCUUCCCAGCUGGGGAUGUGGUUUCCCUGGACUGCAGGAGCAGGUGAAGGCCUGUGAAUACCAGGCCUUGUCCCCCUCUUCACAUUCCCUCUGCUGUCUUUCUCCUCCCUUCCCUUCCCUUCCCCUCCCUUCCUUCCCUUCCCCCAGGGCCUCGCAGCCAGAGUCUUUCAAAACAGCACACAUAAUCAAAGCGCGCUCUCUCUCUCUCUCUCUCUCUCUCUCUCUCUCUCUCUCUCUCUCUCUCUCUCUCUCUCUCUCUCUCAAGAAAAUACUCGUAACAAAAUGCAACAGCAUCACGCAUACAUUACUUCUGCAGUGAGACCACACAUUAUGAAUUCUCACUAUUAGAUCAUUUUAAACAGAUUCAAGAGGUGUUUGAGUCAAAAUGUCAACCAAUUCCACUGUUAUAGCUAACACUGGAGCACUAAUUUAGUAAGUACUAAUUAGCUUAAUGCCCUCUAGGCUCACCUGUCAUCAAGCAACCCCAAAGAGCAGAUAACAACACCUUUCCUUUCAUAUUGCGUACAUAUGCUGACCAUAAGCUUCUACUCAUACCACCACAGAGCUGUUUGUUGCAGUGUAUUGGAAGUGCUGAAGGUCAUUUCUGUGUUCUCUUCACUGUUAGUCUGAGAACACGGUGACUUCUCCUCUGUCUCUAAACUCUCCUCUGUCUGAUUCCAGUAGCAUGUUCAAAUAUGUAUGAAUCCAUGGCUGUGACUGGUCUUUAAAUUGGUCUCACUAUCUUGGGUACUGGUGAGAUCUAACAAAAUGAGAAAAUGUUUCCAGUCUCUGGCAUCCGCUUUAGCCGUCUGUAACAGGUCAAUAUGAGACAUUGAAAAACAUGCUUUUUUUUUCUCCAUAUAUUCACUGUACUGAAAUGACUUGAAUCGGAAACAAGACCAUUGAAAAUAGAUUGUGGCAUGUCUAGGGUAAAACUGUACUUGCUCUGUCUUUAGCUUACAAUUCAACUUUACGUGUGAUUAUAGCUCAUAGAUGUAUUCACCUGGCUUUGUUUAUUUGUAAUCUACAUUUCUGUGUUUGUAUUAUUAUUAUUAUUAUUAUUAUUAUUAUUAUUAUUAUUAUUAUUAUUAUUAUUAUUAUUAUUAUUAUUUCCACUUUCUGAAUGAAAACAUAUUCAGUUUUUUUUUUUGUUUUUGUUUUAUGUUGUAAUGUCAGUUUUUAUAAGCCUUGAGCAAGACAAACCCCCAGAUUUCCCUCUUUAUGCAGAGACACUGAAUUUUUUUCCCUAUAAAUGUUGUGGAAAGAAGUGGGAUAAAGGGGUGAAAAUAACUUUUCUAAGGCUAAUCUUUCCUUCUUUAAUGCCUUGCACACGAUUGAUAUAAUUAGCUUCAUUUACAAAUAAUACAUAACCAUAGAGACCAUAGCAUUGUGAAUAGGUAGUGUAGUCCCAUGCUAUUAUUAUUGUUGUUACAUUUUAUUAUUCUCUCCUUGGUUAUAGUCUUACUCAAACUUGUACUUUACAAAGCAACUCAGAAGGUUAUGAAGUAUGAAGUAUUUUGUUAUUAGAAUGGUAUAACUAAAAUAAUAAUGGGCCAACUAUCAUGUCAACAUUACCUAAUUUAUUAAUACUCCUUCAUUCAGACGAUAAAGUUGAAAAAAAUAAACGUUUUAUUAAUUUCUUUAAUGUUAAUCAUGAAUCAUAUUUAAAUAUACAAAUUCCCCCAAAUAAGCAUAAUUUAUUUUCUAUCUGUUGCCAGAAUUAUACUAAUCAAUUUUAGUAGAUUUUGAUUUUAAGAAACUAAUAUUUUUAAAUAGCACAUUAGCUUUGAUAAUAAGUGCCAAAGGCAUUAAAGUAGCAAUUCCAGGAGAAACCCUUAGAAAAUUAAUGUGUAUUCCAUAAUCGGUGACAUUAACUAAAUAACCUUGUACAGUUUUCUAUGAGUGAUGUGUUUUUAAGUAUGUGUACAGGACUGAAUGAUGUGCAUUAGAUACCCAAGUAUUUUUAAGUUUAGAUCUUUUUUCCUUUUGGUGUGACAUUAAUGUAGCUUUAUGUUGUUUUUUGUCUGAUUAUAUUGCUUUCUUAAUUUGUCUUAUGCUGUACAACUUAUAACCUACAUGGUUAAAUAUCCUAAACUCUUGGAUGUGAUUAUUGUUAUAUUAAUCAGAAGAGAAAACCCAACCAUUCCAAAGGAUUGCAAUUUCAUUUGCUGUAAAUGUGAUGCUUAUAUCAAACCAAUGCAUAGAAUCUACAUUACUUUUAUGUAUUUAUUUUAUGUUCUGUUUCGGACUGUGAUGUAUUUUACUGAAUUACAUUUGUGACUAGUUAAUUUGGGUACUUUUCUUAACAUUGCAUACUUUUUUCUGCUGUUUUGACAAUGCGCUUGUACUACGUAUAUUUGAUGGUGCCUACUGGACAAAAUAGACAUACAACCAUUCAUGUUGGGACAGGAUAAGCAGUAAAGCCUGAGUCUCUCAUAAAAGGGAUUUUGCAAGCCUGCUUGCUUGUGUAAAUGCAGGUGUGCAUAUUAUUUUGUAGCCAUUCCCACGAUAGGUGAAAGACAGACAUGCAAAUCAGGGGUUAGGCCCAUGGAACUGUUGCAUGGAACAUGGGCCAAAGUGGUACAAAGCACCUGCCACUUGAGCCAUCAAGCAAAUGAACCCACACUGUACAAUUAAUUGAAGUUCAGCACUGGGUUCCUGUAAUUAGAGCCUCACUGGGUUGUCACCAAAGACUUCUAUAGUGGAUGAAUGUGGAGAUGUUUGCAUUUGCGUUAGCUGGAAUUCAGGCUUCCAUUUCACAAAGCACAUUAGAGCUUUUUCAGCUGAAAGGAAAAAAAUAUUUAUCCUUCGAUUCAUAUGACUCUGGGUUAUUCCCAAAUGUGUCUGCCAGGAACUUCAGGAAACAAAAUAGACCCUUUGAGUAAUGAACAAAGCCAUGGUAAAACGAAUGGCUCGUGUUAAUUGUCCUGGUAACAUGUUUGUGAAGACUUGUGUAGACUGUUGUUUGCCCAUUAUUAUUGCUUAUGGGUUCUUCAAUCAGACUAACCCUUACAAUGAAGUGUGUCCAUAAGUACAAUAGAAUUGCACUGUUCUUGUGCAGGUUAGUUUUUCUCCAAAGAACCUGUGAUUGGCGGCGUAAAUGCCAUUGAGUAAUUGUGUGGCUUGGAAGAAGAGAAACCCCUCUGACAUCAAUGACACAAGUGUGAGCACAGUUUAUAAAUUACUGGAAACAUCCUCCACAUAAAAUGUUUACUAGGGGAAAAACAUUAAUGCCUCAAAAUAUUUUAAAUAUGGGGAAAUUAACUGUCUAUUUUCAUUGUAUAUGAAGGCUUGUACAAUACAGUCAUGCUCUUAUUCUUGGUCACUUGUAUUGACUGAUGAUUUUAAAGCAUGUGGUCAUUUGUUUCAGUUUGAUCUUCUGUUAAUCUGCAUGUUUAGACUCAAACACACAGCUAGUCUUUUAGUUGCUUGCAACAUCCAGUGGUGUCAGCAAGGACAAGGCUGCUGUUGUAGCAGCUGUAAAUGAGCACACAUGACUGGAUCAAAUUUGAGGCUCAAACUCUGAACCGGCCGUCCCUUCUUCCACUUUUUCAUGAUGUGCACUCCGCAAACUUCUAUGAGCCCCAAUACCUGACACAUUUCUUCAUGGCUUCUCAUCUUAUUCUCUCUAUGUGAGAGGAUUUAUUAGCAAGGGAUACCCGAAAUUUAUAGAUAUUAGUGAUGUUGAUUAAUGAUAUUCAAUGGCCCCAACUAAUUAGUUAUUUUACAUACCAAUGAUGCACAUUAAUUUGUACUGCCCAUAAAGCUCAAAUCAUUAAAUGAACAAAAGAAGAUGUAUAAAGAUUUUCUGGGAAGUGAUAGAUGCUUCAACCUUUCCUCUAGGCUUUAUGUGUAUACUUGGCUUGCCUUCCUGAUAUAUGCAUUAGUCUUUAUUUUCUAUCACCAUGCAAUGCCUGUUCCUGUGACUACAGCGCAGCUAUAAAGCGCUUUGUACAAAAUAACUCAUAUUUCAACUAUGGCCAGUUCCUCCCUUCAUGACCUCACUCAAAACCUGCCAUUCAUCACCAUUUGUUUCUUUUUCUUCUUUUUUGUUUCCUAAUCAACCAAAUCACUACAGUGAAGUAUUACAGUUGUACAGUUCCACGGAUUAUACCAACUCUUAAUGUUGCUGGUCAUGGUUGCUCUGCUGUAUCUUUUUAUGACAUUAUUUUUUACAUUCUAGACAAUAUAUUGUGACUCUGUCCUAUGCAAAUAUGAGAAUUAACAAGAAUUUGUCAAAUGAUGUAUGUGUCAACUUGUAUGCAUGAAAUAGUGAAGUUACAUUUGAAAAUAAAUGCCGAAAUAAUCAGCUUUA
This is a messenger RNA of Tachysurus fulvidraco (yellow catfish), 8694 nucleotides long. RefSeq names its product Kruppel-like factor 13 (gene klf13). The coding region runs from base 362 to 1138 and encodes 258 amino acids. The transcript is spliced from 2 exons. The record is from RefSeq and is a predicted model, not a curated record. Gene Ontology annotation, biological process: regulation of transcription by RNA polymerase II. Lineage: Eukaryota; Metazoa; Chordata; Actinopteri; Siluriformes; Bagridae. Gene Ontology annotation, molecular function: RNA polymerase II cis-regulatory region sequence-specific DNA binding; DNA-binding transcription factor activity, RNA polymerase II-specific.